AUGAUACCAGAAUCAGUGCAACAUUAUCUCGACCUGGCACCGAGAACAAACUAUGCAAGAACUUAUACUGCGGGACAUAAUGUUAGGGAAUUGUUCAUUGGUCAAGACAUCUCGGACUACAGGAGCGGCUUACCGUCUUCAAUAUCGUCCAGUGAAACAGAGUAUGGUAUUGGUCAAUUUAGUACCAAUCAAUAUUGUGGAUACAGUUCGGAAAGACAAAACCCUCCGACACAGUACAAUUCGCCAUUCAUGCACCACUUCUCGACGAACUUCAAUAAUCACAAUCCUACGGUUGGUCUUGCUAGCCACUUCCCAGACCACCAACACAACGCAUUAGCGCUAUCGAUUGAUCCCGAGCGAACUAUUUCGUUAUACGUUGGGAACAAGACAUAUCAUUCCCAUUUACAUGGUCGCACCAGAAAUGAUACCAAGGAUCGCUCAUCAAGACAGACUUCACCGUUCCAAAAAUAUGAUGACAGAUCAAAUGGAGAUGCGUCCCUAGAUUCCCACAGUAUCCUAAGAGGUAGUGCUGUUGGAUUUGUGCCAACAACGGCCGACCCAAGAGGGCAAAAGAUACAAGAUUCUGUGGGACUGCAAGGCAGCCAGGAUUUCACAAAUCUUAGAUUCAAACGUUUAAGCAUUUAA
Molecule: messenger RNA, 645 nt
Organism: Botrytis fragariae
Lineage: Eukaryota; Fungi; Ascomycota; Leotiomycetes; Helotiales; Sclerotiniaceae
Product: putative tho complex subunit 2 protein
Exons: 4
Coding region: 1-645 (214 amino acids)
Source: RefSeq, a predicted model, not a curated record